Messenger RNA from Octopus bimaculoides (California two-spot octopus), 873 nucleotides. RefSeq names its product caspase-7. Gene Ontology annotation, molecular function: cysteine-type endopeptidase activity. Gene Ontology annotation, biological process: proteolysis; regulation of apoptotic process. The record is from RefSeq and is a predicted model, not a curated record. Lineage: Eukaryota; Metazoa; Mollusca; Cephalopoda; Octopoda; Octopodidae.
AUGAACACUGAACAAGUACAUCAUAUUUCUAAGCAACAAUUUAUGCAAAUCCGAGUUGAUUUUGUAAGACACGUGGACGAUAUCGAAUCGUUUUUAGAUGAAGCUUUAUCCAAUGGUUUAUUGAUUGAGGGACAUAGAAAUGAAAUAAUGUCCCAAAGAAAUCCUGACGACCAAAUACGAAAGUUACAUGAUUAUAUAUUUAAGAAACUUCCAUAUGAUUCAGAUAAAUUGAUGUCAGCCUUGAAAAAGUCGAAACAUAUUAAGAUAUUUGAUCUUUUAGACGAACAGACAGCCUACCCGAUGAAGUUCAAACCACAUGGUCGUGUUAUAUUAAUAAAUAAUGUGAAAUUUGACGAUGAGGAGACAUACAAGGAAAGGCAUGGAAGCGAAAAGGAUGUGGAGGGUAUUACGAAACUUUUCACUGAUUUCAAUUUCGAUGUUCAUCCUCAUCCUAAUAAAACAGCGAAAGAAAUGAAAAUAAUAAUUGAAGAAGCAACUUCAAAAAGUACAUCAGGUGAAGAUUGUUUUGUUAUGUUCUUGAUGUCACAUGGUAUUAUAGGGAAUAUUGUUGGAACUGAUGGUAAGGAAUUAUCCUAUUCCACUAUUAAUACAAUUCUAAAGGAGAGUUCUCAGCUGAAAGACAAACCAAAACUCAUUUAUAUAAAUGCCUGUCAAGCCAAAUCUGAAAAAGAAGAUGUCAAGCAAUAUUUCGAUGUUGCAGACCUUCAUGUUACUUUUGCCACUGUUCCAGAAAGCCUGGCUUACCGAAGUAGCAAGAGAGGCAGUCUUUUCAUCGAAAGUCUACUCACUGUCUAUAAAAAUAACAAAGAAAAAUGUUCCACACCAACCAAUCAGUUCAUGCCUGCAGACUAA